This is a messenger RNA of Angiostrongylus costaricensis, 928 nucleotides long. The record is from the annotation of a GenBank genome assembly. Lineage: Eukaryota; Metazoa; Nematoda; Chromadorea; Rhabditida; Metastrongylidae.
AAGUACUGUUUUUGCAAAUAACCAUCGCUACUGCAUUUGGGCGCUUCUAAUGCUACUAUGUCAUUCAGUGUUAACACAGUGGCAAAAUGUAGUAGUAUUAUCGUUGGCAGACUGCUAUAAUUCUUUGCUGCAGAUCGAUGAAAAGGACGUGUCUUCUUUUGGAAAUCACGCAGUGCCUAGCGACGACGACAGUGCUACACUAUCCUACUGGAUACCUCUUGAGGAAAAAUAUCUUCCUUGUUUGGAUAGAAGAUGGUUGAUUAAAACUGAAGUUCCCAUUUACGUUUUGAUUAUUACAGGAAGCAUAAGUAAAGAUGAAUGCAUUUCGCCAAGUGGAGAACAAGUGAAAAGAGCACUUCGUCAGGAAAUUCGAACCUUGACCGACUUCGAUAGGAGGCAAUUCGAAGACAUUAUUAACUGGAUGAAAGUCAAUGAUAUCUACAACAGAAUCAGUCGAGUCCAUAAACGUACAGAAGUGCACGCCGGCCCCGCGUUUACAAUUUGGCACCGGGAAUUUUUGAAAAGAUUCGAGCUGGUUGUCCGCCAUUUUUUGCCAAAUCCCAAUAUGGGUGUUCCAUAUUGGGAUAGCACACUUGAUUAUGAACUUCCUGAACCACUCGACUCAUUGAUAUUUACUGACAUUUUUUUUGGAGAAGUGAAUGAAGACGUAUUCGUUGUCUCCGAGCCGUACGCGAACUGGACAACGAUGGAGGGGCUUCCGUGGAUACUUCGUGGCUUCGGAUUGAACGAGCGUGGCAAAUUGCUGAAUAAUUCUCAAGUCGACUGGAUUGUAAAUAAUCCUGAUAUCAACGUGGUGCUCGGUACCAGCGCCCUAUUUUCGGUAAAGUGGCAACAUGGAAGCACAGUAUUCAUCAAUGAACGAUGUCAUCUUCCUAUUCCAUCACUCAAUGAUCGACUUCAUCUUUGA